Messenger RNA from Sphenostylis stenocarpa, 1287 nucleotides. The record is from the annotation of a GenBank genome assembly. Lineage: Eukaryota; Viridiplantae; Streptophyta; Magnoliopsida; Fabales; Fabaceae.
AUGCCAGAGGUUAGGAUCAUUGCCAAAAAUUUCAUGGACAUGGUGGCUUCCAUGCCCGCCAUGAAGCUGGAUAAGCUCUAUGAAAAUGGAUUCAUCUGUGAGGCUAUUCUCAGGUCUCUUCCGCCUCUUGCGAAGAAAUACGUCAUACAGAUGCUGCAAAUUGAUGUGCCAGUGGCAGCUAAAUUGUUGGAGGAGUGGGUGCUUCCUGAUGGAGUUUCAAAACAUAGAGUAGCCGUUGAUAGGUUGGUUCAGUUGAGAGUUUUCCUUGAAGCCGUUGACAGUGGAACUUUGCCAAGGGAAUCAAUGCCUUCCAAUAUUACUGUAAGGCUUCCAACCUUAGAGAAUCUUGAGGCUUAUGCUCUAGAGCAAUGGGAGUGUUUCUUAUUGCAACUCAUAAGCCCAAUUCAUGCUGAUAAGCCCUUAAAUCUUAGCACUUCUUUGAUGAAAGUUUUCCAGCGACGUCUCUUGAGUCAAAGAGAUAAAGAAGCUCCAAAAUUAACUGAAAGUGGUUUCCAAUUUUUGCUGAUGGAUACAAAUGCACAACUUUGGUACAUCAUCAGAGAAUAUAUCUCUAAUUCUGAGGAGAGAGGUGUUGAUGCAGCUGAGUUGAUCUCAUUCAUGCUGGAACUUAGCUUUCAUGUCAUUGGGGAGGCAUACAGUAUAAACACAUUGACUGAUUUUCAGAGGAGCAUAAUUAAUGACCUAGCAGACCUUGGACUGGUCAAACUUCAGCAGGGCAGGAAAGGAAGUUGGUUUAUACCCACAAAAUUGGCAACCAAUCUUUCAAUGAGCUUGGCUGAUUCAUCGUCUAGAAAACAGGGAUUCGUGGUCGUGGAAACAAAUUUUAGAGUUUAUGCUUACUCAACUUCUAAAUUACACUGUGAGAUCUUGCGGCUAUUCUCAAGGGUAGAGUAUCAACUUCCAAACCUUAUUGUUGGAGCUAUUACAAAAGAAAGCUUGUAUAAUGCUUUUGAAAAUGGCAUUACAGCAGAUCAGAUAGUCACUUUCCUUCAGCAAAAUGCUCAUCCCCGUGUUGCGGAGAGGAUACCAUGCGUGCCUGAAAAUGUCACAGAUCAGAUUAGGCUGUGGGAAGCAGAUCUAAACAGAGUAGAGAUGACAGAUGCAUAUUAUUAUGAUGAGUUCCCUUCCAGAGAUGUAUUUGAAGGUGCAUGUGAUUGUGCUAGAGAAUGGAAUGGUUUGUUGUGGGAAGAUUCAAAGAAAAUGCAUAUGGUGGUUAAGACUGAGGUACAUCCAUAUGUACGAGAUUAUUUGCGCCGUCAAAAGUAG